AACAAACAUAAGCCUGAGCAAGGCUGACAACUCUGAUCGGGAAUGACAAGUACAAUUUGCAGGGAAAACAUUCGACGCCGCAAUUUUGCUUGAUUUUCACAAAAAAUACGUAAAUUCUAAAACUAAAACAAAAUGGCGCGUCGCUAUGAUUCUCGCACCACGAUCUUUUCGCCGGAGGGUCGUCUGUAUCAGGUGGAGUACGCCAUGGAGGCGAUAUCGCAUGCCGGCACAUGCCUCGGCAUCCUCGCCGAAGAUGGCAUUGUGCUUGCCGCCGAAUGCCGCAGCACAAACAAAUUGUUGGACAAUGCGAUCCCAUCCGAGAAAAUCUACAAAUUAAAUGAGAAUAUGGUCUGCUCUGUGGCUGGGAUUACUUCGGAUGCGAAUGUGCUGACGUCGGAGCUGCGUUUGAUUGCCCAACGCUAUCAGUUCAGCUAUGGCGAGGUGAUUCCCUGUGAGCAGCUCGUCUCGCAUCUGUGCGACAUCAAGCAGGCCUACACCCAGUACGGUGGCAAGCGUCCCUUUGGCGUCUCGCUGCUGUACAUGGGCUGGGACAGCAAGUAUGGCUAUCAGCUGUAUCAGUCCGAUCCCAGCGGCAACUAUGGCGGCUGGAAGGCCACCUGUAUUGGCAAUAAUUUUGGCGCCGCCAUUUCCAUGCUGAAACAGGAGUUGGCCGAUAAGGAUAACAUUAAGUUGGAAGAGGCGAAGGAUUUGGCUGUCAAGGUGCUGAGCAAGACAUUGGAUACCACAAAACUAACGCCGGAGAAGGUGGAAAUGGCUACGUUGCAGCGCAUCAACAAUGCUACCGUUUACAAUGUCCUCGAAAAAUCGGAUGUGGAGAAGCUAAUUGUGAAAUACAAUAAGUUGGAGGCGGAGGCAGAGGCGGCUAAGAAGGAGAAGCAGGCCCAGCAGUCUAAAUCAUCCUAAGCAUUCUUCAUUACUCUCUUAUCCUUGGUACAUAUUUUAUUUGUAAUUCUAAUGGCAAACUGAGUUCAUUUUGUAAGUGAAAUAAAAUUUCAAAAUUA
Messenger RNA from Drosophila grimshawi, 1022 nucleotides. It is a transcript of the gene Prosalpha3, whose product is annotated as proteasome subunit alpha type-4. The coding region runs from base 133 to 924 and encodes 263 amino acids. The record is from RefSeq and is a predicted model, not a curated record. Gene Ontology annotation, biological process: ubiquitin-dependent protein catabolic process. The transcript is spliced from 3 exons. Gene Ontology annotation, cellular component: proteasome core complex; proteasome core complex, alpha-subunit complex; cytosol. Lineage: Eukaryota; Metazoa; Arthropoda; Insecta; Diptera; Drosophilidae.